AUGAAGGCUUUUAUCGCAAUCCUCUUUUUGACUGCUACGGUUCUCGCUGAACCGAGCAAAGUCGUCCAAAAGCGUAGCGGCCUGGUGGGUCAUUACGGCGGGUCUAUAAUUUCCCAUGGAUACGGCGGCGGUCUCGGCGGUGGCUACGGUUACAGUGGGGCACUGGCGUCUGGAUAUGGUAUUGGGUCUGGCGCUGGCUUUGGAGGUCUGGCUUUGUCUUCAGGAACUAUUGUUGGCGCAGACGUACAUACAACUGUGACGAAGCAUAUAGGAGUCCCUGUACCUGCGCCAUAUCCAGUUGCUGUGGAUAGGCCCUACCCUGUACCUGUUAAGGUAGCCGUUCCCGUACCAGUAGACCGCCCCUACGCCGUUGCAGUCCCGAGGCCCUACCCCGUGACAGUGGAGAGGCCAGUGGCUGUGCCAGUCGACAGACCCGUACCCGUAGCCGUCCCUCAUGCCGUGCCAGUACCGAUCGUUAAACAGGUCGGUGUCCCCGUGCCCCAGCCCUACCCCGUGCAUGUGCCCAGGCCAGUGGCAGUGCCAGUGGCUCAGCCUGUCGCAGUACCAGUCGUCAAAACUAUAAUUGGUAACUCAAUCGGCUCCGGCUAUGGCUCUGGAUACGGCGCUGGAAUUGGCGCUGGAAUCAGCUCAGGAUAUUAUGGAGGUGGAAUCCACGACGGUUACCAUGGGCAUCUCCACUCCAAAAUUUGG
Messenger RNA from Brenthis ino (lesser marbled fritillary), 711 nucleotides. The record is from the annotation of a GenBank genome assembly. Lineage: Eukaryota; Metazoa; Arthropoda; Insecta; Lepidoptera; Nymphalidae.